Molecule: messenger RNA, 814 nt
Organism: Vigna radiata var. radiata (mung bean)
Lineage: Eukaryota; Viridiplantae; Streptophyta; Magnoliopsida; Fabales; Fabaceae
Product: 40S ribosomal protein S18
Exons: 4
Coding region: 132-590 (152 amino acids)
Biological process (GO): translation
Cellular component (GO): small ribosomal subunit; cytosol; ribosome
Molecular function (GO): structural constituent of ribosome; RNA binding
Source: RefSeq, a predicted model, not a curated record
CCCUAGAACAGGCUCAGCACAUUUAUAUAACACCACUCAUUCCCGAACCCUAGAGUUUCAGAUCCUCAUUCAACCAGCACCGAUAGCAGCGGCGGCGACCGUCACUCUCCAAAGAUACUUCCGCGGCGAAAAUGGCUCUGGUGGCGAACGAGGACUUCCAGCACAUUCUCCGUGUGCUGAACACUAACGUUGAUGGCAAGCAGAAGAUAAUGUUCGCCCUUACCUCCAUCAAGGGUAUUGGUAGGAGAUUCGCCAACAUGGUUUGCAAGAAGGCUGAUGUUGACAUGAACAAGAGGGCUGGUGAGUUGAGUGCUGCCGAGUUGGAUAAUCUGAUGACUGUGGUGGCCAACCCUAGGCAAUUCAAAAUCCCAGACUGGUUUCUUAACAGGAAGAAGGAUUACAAGGAUGGAAAGUACUCCCAAGUUGUUUCCAAUGCUCUCGAUAUGAAGCUCAGGGAUGACUUGGAGAGACUCAAGAAAAUCAGAAACCACCGUGGAUUGAGGCACUACUGGGGCCUUAGAGUCCGUGGUCAGCACACCAAGACAACUGGCCGUAGGGGGAAGACUGUUGGUGUCUCUAAGAAGCGUUAAGCUAUUAUGUUUUGGCUUUGGAGAUUAGAUUUUGUUGAGGAGGGAAAUUUGAAAGAACACUAGACAUGUUUUGCAUACCGACUUUGUAUCAGUUUUAUUUAAAUGCUGUGACAAUUUCAAUUUUGUUUGUUAUUUGCGUUAAGCUCUACUUAUGUUUCUGGUUUUUUAUUUGUAGAGAACCUUGAAUAUUAUUGAUGAAAUUACAUAUUCACUUCCACCCCCGA